AUGGGUGCAUUUUUCAGUGUGGCGAGUACAAAAUCUGACAAAAGGGAAUGGAAUGGGGUCUCUCCAAAUGAGACAUGUAAGAGGCAAAAAAUGUCUCUUACUGUUGAUGAAGAGAGUCCAAGGCUAAUUCCUAAUCUCCCUGAUGAGUUAUCACUUCAGAUUAUUGCUAGACUUCCUAGAAUUUGUUACUUAAAUGUAAGGAUGGUAUCAAAGAAGUGGAAGUCAACUAUCAUAAAUUCAGAACUGUAUAAAGUAAGGAAAGAACUUGGGACAACUGAAGAGUGGCUUUAUCUAUUGAUUAAGGUUGGAGAAAAUAAUCUUCGAUGGCAUGCUCUAGAUCCUCGUUCUAAGAUAUGGCAGAGAGUGCCUAAUAUGCCCAAUUUUGCUAAUGAAGAAGAACCUAGAAAAGGUUCUUCAAGGCUUUGGAUGUGGAACAUGGUGGAGAGUAUCAGGAUUGCUGAAGUUAUUAGAGGCUUUCUUGGACAGAAGGAUGCAUUUGAUGAAAUGCCCUUUUGCGGUUGUGCAAUUGGAGCUGUUGAUGGAUGUCUAUAUGUUCUUGGUGGAUUUUCUAAGGCUUCAACUAUGAGAUGUGCGUGGCGAUUUGAUCCGAUUCAUAAUACAUGGAGCAAGGUGACUUCUAUGUCCACGGGUCGGGCAUACAGUAAGACAGGCAUCUUAAAUAACAAGCUUUAUGUUGUUGGAGGGGUUAGUCAAGGUCAAGCUGGAUUGGUUCCCCUCCAAUCUGCUGAAGUUUUUGACCCCUCUACAGAUACAUGGUCGCAUGUACCUAGUAUGCCAUUCUCUAGAGCUCAAGUCCUUCCCAGUGUUUUUUUGGCUGACAUGUUAAAGCCUAUUGCCACAGGGUUGACCUCAUACAUGGGGAAAUUGUGUGUUCCACAGAGUCUGUAUUCAUGGCCCUUUUUUGUUGAUGUUGGGGGAGAAAUCUAUGAUCCUGAAACUAACUCGUGGAUAGAAAUGCCAGCUGGAAUGGGUGAAGGCUGGCCUGCACGGCAGGCAGGUACCAAAUUGAGUGUUGUAGUGGAUGGUGAAUUAUAUGCUUUUGACCCUUCUAAUUCUAUGGAUAGUGGAAGGAUCAAGGUAUAUGACCAACGUGAAGAUGCUUGGAAAGUAGUUAUUGGAAAAGUUCCUAUAUACGAUUCUGCUGAUUCAGAGUCUCCAUAUCUACUUGCUGGUUUCCAUGGAAAGCUCCAUGUCAUUACAAAAGAUGCCAAUCAUGAUAUUGCUGUUCUACAGGCAGGCUUGCGCAAUAAUUUGGAUUCCUCAUUAUCACUCUCAACUCUGUCACAAAGUACACUGCAUGAAUCUCCAGAACUAGCUUCUGAAUCAGAUGCAGCAGUUGUUUGGAGGGUGAUUGCCAGCAGGGAUUUUGGGCAGGCCGAAUUAGUCAGUUGCCAAGUUAUUGACAUAUAG
Sphenostylis stenocarpa is the source of this 1431-nucleotide messenger RNA. NCBI's taxonomy places the organism in Eukaryota, Viridiplantae, Streptophyta, Magnoliopsida, Fabales, Fabaceae. The record is from the annotation of a GenBank genome assembly.